Oncorhynchus masou masou (cherry salmon) is the source of this 3603-nucleotide messenger RNA. RefSeq names its product ligand of numb-protein X 1 (gene lnx1). Gene Ontology annotation, biological process: ubiquitin-dependent protein catabolic process. The coding region runs from base 433 to 2793 and encodes 786 amino acids. The record is from RefSeq and is a predicted model, not a curated record. The transcript is spliced from 11 exons. Gene Ontology annotation, molecular function: ubiquitin-protein transferase activity; protein binding. NCBI's taxonomy places the organism in Eukaryota, Metazoa, Chordata, Actinopteri, Salmoniformes, Salmonidae. Gene Ontology annotation, cellular component: cytoplasm.
AGCAGCAGGCUCUGGGUCGUCACAGCACACCCAAAACUCUCUGACUCUGUUCUGUCCUGUUCUCUUUCCCAGAAUUCUCACAGGACGGGCAGCCAGCUAACAUUUCCGGCUAAACUCCACCAGCCAAUCAACAGACGCUGUGACCGGGGCAAAGUCCUUUGUCAGUUCACCUACCUACUCUCUUUCUCCCUCCUUCCCCCUCUCCCUCUGUAGCUCUCUGACAGGUCUAGAGUUACACCCUAUUUCCUGAGUAUUACCUGUCCAGGUGAAGCUGCUUUGCCUGAAGUGAACAUCGCUCAGUGAGUCCUGCAAGCUCUUGUGCCUGUAGUCGGAACUGUACCGACUGUACUGGAUGUUGUAUCACUGUUACUUGCUAAAGUUUGACUUGCUACAAGCACCAUACCAAGCCCCCAUUGUCCAAGAGCCCUCUUCAUGAGUAGCCAGGGGGAGUUUGAUUUGGCUGAGGUGCCUGAUGUUGCCAUGGUGAUGGCGAUGGCACCAGCACCCCCACAACAACUCCCAUCACCUGCAACGAUUGGCUACGGCGGUUUGGAGUCCCCUCCCCCGGAGCUGUGCCAGGCAUGCGGCCAGAGACAUCUCCUUGAGGAGAACCAUGAGUACCUGUACCGAGGCGAGGUGGACGAUGACCUCAUCUGUCACAUCUGUUUGCAGCCGUUUAUCAGGCCGCUGGACACGCCCUGUGGACACACCUACUGCCAGGAGUGUCUGACCAGCUUCCUGCUGGAGAGUGACUUCUGCCCCGUGGACCGCACCCAUCUCAUGCUGCAGAACUGCCGCAAGUCCAGCCUGCUGGUGCACAAGCUACUGGACAAGCUGGCCGUGGCCUGUCCCUUCACUGACCACUGCACUGAUGCCCUGCCCCGGGGGGAGAUGGAGGGACACAUCAAGAACAGGUGUAAAGGGGCGUCUCACUAUGGCCUGUCUGCCGACAGGAAGCGACGUUCCCAGGAGGGGGACUGCACUGACAGCACGUCAGAACUCACUGUGGCCACCCUGCCCGGCGAUGGCCCCACCUCCUCCGCGGUCGCUCUCCUAUCAGACGAGCCCGGCCUCGUCAACCCUGCCUUCGACCCCAGCAUGGAGGACAACAGCCAAUCAGGAAGCACCACAAGCCUGGCAGCCCGCAGCAGUUCCAAGAAGAUCCGAAACUAUGACCGCACCUCGGUCAGGAGCCGCUCCUUCAGGCGGUUGAACCGUGCUUUCAGUGUCUUGCGGAGGACCAAGAGUGGCACUUCCGUGUCCAAUGAGACCGCAGAGGAACAAGAUAAUGCCAGGAACGCCAGUGUGCCCCAGGAAGUGCUGGCUCUACCGCAGCUCCAUCACUUGAUCCCUGAUGGUGAGGUUACCAGUAUUAAGAUCAACCGUGAGCCCUCAGAACCCCUGGCCAUCAGCAUUGUGGGGGGCAACGAGACUCCUCUGGUGCGUAUCCUCAUCCAGGACAUCUACAGGGAGGGGGUUAUUGCCCGGGAUGGACGCCUGCUGCCCGGGGACAUUAUCCUCAAGGUGAACGGCAUAGACAUCAGCAAUGUUCCCCACUGCUACGCCCUGGCCACCCUCAAACAGCCCUGCCAGCUGCUGCGACUCACAGUGCUGAGAGAGCAGCGUCACCGCUACCGUUCACACCCCCACGAUGCGGCCGGUGGCUACCUGCCUCACGGCCUCUCCCACGGCCAUCCCCUGAGAGAUGACAGUAUCCAUGUGGUCCUGGCUAAGAGCACCCCAGAGGAGCAGCUGGGCAUCAAGCUGGUGAGACGACCAGAGGGACAUGGUGUCUUCAUCUUCCACCUGCUGGAGGGCGGCCUGGCGGCACACGACGGGCAGCUCAGCGUCAACGACCGCGUCCUCGCCAUCAACGGACAUGACCUGCGCUACGGAGCGCCUGAACAUGCCGCUUUGCUCAUCCAGGCAAGUGAGGAGCGGGUCCACUUCAUUGUAUCUCGUCAGAUCUGUCUGCCUAACCCUGACAUCCUGCAGGAGGCUCCAUGGGGCAUGGAAGGCCCCCCACCAUACUCUCCAGUGGACAUGGAACACACGCUACUGGACUCAUGUGAGAAGCCGGCGUGUUAUGAGAAGACGGUGACGCUGUCCAAGGAGCCCCAUCACUCCCUGGGGAUGACGGUGGCAGGGGGAAUGUCCUCCCGUGGCUGGGAUCUCCCGGUCUACGUCACUAAUGUGGACUCCAACGGAGUAGUGGGACAGGAGGGAACCAUCCGCAAAGGUGACAUCCUGCUGAAUGUGAACGGGCUGGACCUGACGGGUGUGACGCGGGGCGAGGCUGUGGCCAACCUAAAGAACACCACCUCCCCUGUGGUGCUCAAGGUCCUGGAGAUGAGGCCUCCAGAGGAAAUCCAGCCAGAGUGCCCCUCGCCCCCCUGCCUCUCACCCUCGCCCACUGACAGCACCAAGCAGAGCCUCGCCACGCUGCCCCACACCGAUGACUACUCCCCAUUGUGGGUGUCAUGGCUGCAGUUGCCCAGGCACCUGUACUGCUGCAAAGAUAUUGUGCUGCGCCGGAGCGCCUCUGGCAGCCUAGGCUUCAGCAUCGUGGGGGGGCAGGAGGAAGUCAACUGCAAUCAGUCCUUCUUCAUCCGCUCCAUCGUGGAGGGCACGCCAGCCUACAACGAUGGCAGGAUACGGUGUGGGGACAUUCUACUGGAGGUGAACGGAAAGAGUACGUGGGGGAUGACCCACACAGCCCUGGUGCGUCUACUGAAGGAGCUGCGGGGCAGAAUCACCCUGACCAUCGUAUCCUGGCCAGGCAGCCUGCUGUAGCCCUGCUGCAGUCGCAGAGCCAUGGGGAGGGGCCAACACUGACCAAGAAUGUGGGUGGAGCUUUAGACUGGCCUAUAAUGCUGACCCGUACCUUAUGGGAUGGGCUUACACUAGUGAUGUAGCUAUGGAAGGCGGACCUUAGAACCCUGACUCCCGAUGGAUAGCUGAGACUUUGGGGAGUUCAGAGGGGGCCAAUCACCAUGUGACAGGAGUUUGCCCAAACCCCCCCGAGACACUGAGCUGCGAGGAUGUGGAUCUGUGGCCCCACCCCUGGUGGGUGGGUGGAUGGGGAAACAUUAGUUCUAUGUUAGAGUAUGCAUUUAAUUGGACUCGCAUUUCUUUACUGUAACUGUUGGAUGUGAAAAAAAAAUACUGAUUCAAGUACCGUUUCUCUUUCUUUUCACGUUUGUUUGAUGGCCUUUGAAUAUAUUCUUCGUUAUGUUUGUACUGACAGUGGCUUUAAUGUUCAUCUGUUGAGACUGAGGACACAUUGCCAAGUAGUCGUCUGUGUUGAGAUGUUUUCAGAAGCUGUUGCUAAAUUAUCAAACCACAGGCAAAAAAAGUAGAGUAAAAAAUAAAGUAAAAAUGUGUUCAUAAUCUGUUAAAAGUAAUAUUAAGGUACAACUGUGGAGGCCUUACUGAUUUUACUACUUUUGAGAAGAAAAAAAACAAACUGACUUGGUUUCUGUGUGUGUUUCCGUGGAUGAGUCUGGUCUAGGACCAUCGAACACAGUUCUGUCUCACGCAUCAGCCUACGUAGUAUAUCUGAUGGUACCUUUGGUAAAAUAAUCAAUAAAGUCAUUUGAAAAG